Molecule: messenger RNA, 1414 nt
Organism: Nasonia vitripennis (jewel wasp)
Lineage: Eukaryota; Metazoa; Arthropoda; Insecta; Hymenoptera; Pteromalidae
Product: coiled-coil-helix-coiled-coil-helix domain-containing protein 1
Exons: 4
Coding region: 864-1253 (129 amino acids)
Biological process (GO): mitochondrial translation
Cellular component (GO): nucleoplasm; mitochondrion; mitochondrial ribosome
Molecular function (GO): RNA binding
Source: RefSeq, a predicted model, not a curated record
GUCACUCUUCCGUUCUUCCUCAACGGACAAGAGAUUUACUUUAUAUUACAAAAGUAUCAAAAGUGUUUACUAGUUAUUUGAAAAUCGGCCCCUUAUUAAUUUAAGGAAUAAAUUAUAGAAACUCACCUAGUGUAUGCUAAUAAGCCAGUAGCGAAGCCCGAGGUAAAAGAGCGACCGGCCAGGCGGGCGUCCGGCGUUUCAACUGCACAGAAAUCGAAUUUCCAUAAUCGCCCUUCCUCGCGCUGUACAGCUAUAUACUACGCCGCCGUAUACUCACCGCAUGCAAUCGCAGAGACCUUGCGCGUAUAUUCUCUUUCUUGCCCUCGAUUUCUCGGGUAGACUCUUUUUUACGCACUCUAUUAGAUCUUUCUUGCGACACUUUGACUUUCACGCACACUACUUACUUACUCCACCUCGUGUGUAUUGUGACGCAUAGUCACUUUUUGCCAAAUUUAUUCGGAAGGUUAUGAAGAGCGUUUGCGCGGAUUUAAACGAGGGGUAAGGUAAGACUCGCGAGAGACGAACGUCUUUUCUCGCGACUCAUGGUGCGAGUGGAUCACGCGAGUCAUAUGGGAGGCGCGCGCGCGCACACGCAUGAUUUUUUUUUCGCCUCCAUAUAAUAAUUGUUAAUAACGACGGUUGCCGAGCCCGGUUUGUCCUCUUCUGCCAGUCGGGUGCUGCCAUCGGACGGAGUCUUGUGCAGGUUUUGCUCAACCGAAAUAAACAUGGCGUAAAGAAUCGAAUGGAAUGGAUUAGCAGAAGUUAGGUUUGUGUGUGGACUCGUCAAGUUUUAGUUCAUUGCAAGGGAAAGGUUGCUUAAUUUUUCUAUCGGAGAUUGCUCGAGUUAGUAUUUCAACCGAAAAAUGAGGUUCACAUACAUAUUGGCAGCUACGCAUGCACCAGGCAAAGGCAGGUGUCCACAGCCACCCAACAAGACUCCGUUUCAGGAAAUUCUGCCUUUACGACUAAAAGACAGAGUUUCGGGAAAAUCGGAUAAGAAAGCAGAGGGUAGCUGCUUGCAGGAGAUGAUACUGGUCCUUUCCUGCUUACAAAAAAAUGAAUAUGAAAACAAGCUAUGUCAAAAGGAAGUAGAUCAAUUUAAAAGCUGCUUCCAAAAAUUCCAGGAUGUGAGUUUUCAAUCGAAGAGAGCAAAGGAAAAAGGUAUUCUAGUACCAGGAGAUAAAAACCUUACGCAUAAACAAGUAAAGAAAUUGUUCAAGACCAGACCAAUGUUUCUGCAUUGGAAGAACUGAGUUUCUGAAGAAAUAAUGAAAUCAUUUGCUUUUUAAUAAAAUUUUUAUUAAUAAAACAGUAUAUAUCUCAGUAUUUUGCGAUUCGGAACGCGAUUGUGUUAAAUGGGUGUACCUUUAAAAUACCCCUUCUGUUACGUUUUAUAAAAUGAAUUGCAAAAAUC